UGCCAGCAAGAGGCAGAAUUUUAUCACAAUCCAAGUCCCACUGCUUUAGUUCGCAUGAGCAGGAAGAUUUGCUUGAAGAUAUCCUGAAACUCGAACCCAGGCUGGUUUGUUUGCCAGCCAGUGCUUCACAGCUGUCAACCUCAGUCGCAAGUGGCAGCUACUGUGAGUAGCUUCUGUGCAUUAUGAAGAAUUUUUCAUUUCCUAUGCAGGAUAACACACGUCAGACCGAGAGUCCUCCUCCUCACAGAUUCCUGAGUUUAACAAAUCAGUCAGAUCCUAUUGGAAGACCAGAAAGAGAUGAGCAAUUAGCACAAGUAGAGAUUGCUGUACUGGGGGUCAUAUUUCUGACAGCGUCUGUGGGCAAUUUCAUUCUCAUACUGGUGCUGUGGCGAAGAAGAAAGAAGCUUUCUAGGAUGUAUGUGUUCAUGCUUCACCUCAGCGUUGCUGACUUAGUGGUAGCCUUUUUCCAAGUGCUGCCUCAACUCAUAUGGGAUAUUACAGAUGUUUUCAUAGGGCCAGAUUUCUUGUGCAGAAUUAUCAAGUAUCUACAAUUGCUGGGCAUGUUUGCCUCUACUUAUAUGAUAGUGGUCAUGACAGUGGACAGAUAUCAAGCUGUUUGCUACCCUAUGGUCACUUUCCAGAAGAAGAGAGCUCUCUGGAACAUCCCCAUAUGCAGCAGCUGGUCUAUAGCACUGAUUCUUAGCCUACCGCAGGUAUUUAUCUUUUCUAAGACUGAAAUAUCUCCAGGUGUCUUUGAAUGUUGGGGUGAAUUUAUUCAGCCUUGGGGCCCAAGGGCAUAUGUGACUUGGAUUUUUGUAGUUAUAUUCUUCAUUCCCUCAGCAAUCCUUAUCACAUGCCAGGUCAAGAUUUGCAAAAUAAUCAGAAGAAAUAUAAAUGUGAAAAAACAGAAUGAAUGUGAAGCAACAAAUCAGAAUCAAGUCCUGCCAUCCCGAGCAAGCAGUGUGAACUGUAUUUCAAAGGCUAUGAUCAAGACAGUAAAAAUGACAGUGGUGACAGUUGUUGCCUACGUUCUCUGCUGGUCACCUUUCUUCAUUGCCCAGCUGUGGUCCGUGUGGUUCCCCAGCAUCCUGACCGAAGGUUCGGCAUUCACCAUUAUAAUGCUCCUUGGCAAUCUAAAUAGUUGUGCCAACCCAUGGAUUUACAUGUAUUUCUGUGGCCAGAUUCCAUAUUGCACAAAUAAGCAGCUGGAGAGUACCUCGGCUCAAGAGGAGUCCGUGUUCACGGGGAGCAUUCAUCUCGCAGACAGAGACCCUGAGGAUAACAGUACUUCUGCAUAAAUGCUGAGAGCUUUUUGUUGUUUUGUCACAUUCCCCCUGUUCACAAGACAUAUUGAUAUUUUACCAUCGUCCCUUGUUUUGUGGAUAAGGAAGCUGAAAAAUUGUUUUUUGCUGUAAAAAUAUAUUUCUCUGCAGUUCUGCAGCAUAUUCAGGAAGUUUCUGUGCUGUGCAAGCCUGACUCAGUGCUUCAAUCACCACUGUCUUGUGGUGAUUGAAUUCCUGUAAAGAUUGACAAAGAUACCUAAAAGUAUCUUAGAUAUUUUGUGUCCUAAAGUACUUAAAAUCCGCAUCUGUGAUUCUGGAUUUCUAAGUAGUAAAAUUUUAUUACUACCUGGUCCAACAAAUUGAACCAUAAUUGAAAAAAACCUGAUCUAAUUAAACUUGAAUAUGUUUUCAGAGUGAACCAUGAAUUGUUCAUCAUUCUGGUGUGAUUGAGGGACAGUGACAAAUCUUGAGAAGGCAGCACAAAGUCAGAAAAAGCUUUUGCCAGCUCUUACUAGCAGGUGGUUUAAAUUAACUCUUUAUGUACAUUUAUAAAGUGCCAAGGAGCUUAAUAUAAUUUAAAAAAUAAAAGAAUUUGGUGUGCUUGUGACAUUGAACCCCUACUUUAGUUUCAAAUUCCAUUGUGGCUUGCAGGUAUCAGCAGCAUAGAAGCAGUUCAGGUUUUUUGGCUUCACUCCAUGGGAUUUGAUUUUCCAUGCAUUUCCUGAUGUGUAAGCAGUUAACUGGACACCUGUGUACACCCCAUACCCACACAUAUACAUACUCUAAAUAAAAGUGGAUGCUUUCAUUUGGCAUUCAGACCCAUUUGUUCUAGCAUGGGAUUUGUUGGCAGAGAACCAAUUAUUCUAUUCCUUAGUAUCCCUUUAUGUUCAAAUUCAAAUAUUUCCCUUUGCUGUAAAAAUAAAUCUGCAUAUCUUUAUUUCAAAUGCCAUUUGAUUGCUGGUGUGUGGGUGUUGUAUGGACGUAGCUACUUAUUUCCUUUCAAUGUCUGCAAUCUGAUCAGAGGAAUACGGAAGGAGUAUCAGCAAGGUUCUUUCAGGUGAGAAGGGAUCUGCAUUCCCAGAGACUCUUUGUGGCGCUUACAUCUGGUGAUGUGUAAUCUGUCUACAUUAUACUGUGUUUCAUCACAUUUCAGUUUUCUGAGUGCUAGCAGUCUCAAAUAUCAGUAGAAAAGCUAUAAAAUUGUGGGGUUUUAAUAGUCUUUAAAUUGUAGUCAAAGAAAUAUUGAUUUAAAUUAAACACUGAUCACAUAGUGAGAAAUUCUGCUGUACAGUGAAUAGUUCUGCUUCAGGUGUGUUUAUGCUGAAAUGGCUGCAUAUUCUAUGAUUCUAUUCUCUGUAUAAUUAGACAAGAUAAGGGCAAGAACCAAAUAUUGCUGUUCUUUAUAGUGGGAAAAGCUAGUGCCCAGCCCAGCUGACAAGCACAGGUCUCCAGAUGUUAGGAAGAGGAAGAAGGUGGGUGAAGGUAGUACCAGAGCCAGGCAGGAAUGGGAAGCGUUUGUAUGAAGUGUCUUACUAUAAUUACAGCUGGUAGGUUUUUUUGCUGGUUUAUUCCCCUCUCCCUUUAAUUAGUAGUUAAUAAUUCUACCCCACCAAAAAAUUCCCUGUUAGAGCAAAUCUGUAACUCAAGUUAAUGUCCUCAUCCGGGGUAAGAAUAUCGAAGAUACAAUCCAUUCUAUUGAUAGGGUAUUGAUACAGCCACUCACUGACUUUCUAGACUUUCAGUCAAUUAGCUCUUAGUGAAGUUUUCCCUUAUGACCUAAUCUAAUGGUUAAUGGUGGCAUUUUUGUUUUGGCUUUUUUUUUUUCUUCCAUUUCCUUUGAUUGUAGUUAGUUACACAGUAUAAUAUGCAGACUUGAAAGGAACUGUUAACAGAAAUGCUUCAAGGAAUCACCUGUGUUACUGCACUACUGUAUUAGCAGCAAAACUCCUCAAAAGGCUUUAAUUUGCAAAGAAAACAAGCAUUCAGAUCAUGUGCAGAGAGUCAUCCAGAUCCAGAACUCAUGGAAGUCACAGUUCUGUUCAGACAGCACAGUGGAGUCAUUGUGCCAUUUGACACCACCUGAUCUGAUCUCUGGUAGAACUUUAAAUGUAUAACUUCUACUACUUACAUUUGUGCAUUGCUGAUAUAUUUGUUACUGGCCCUAUAAAUAAUUUGGAUUUUGCAAAUAACAGUACCUCGUUGUGUUCAUUAAAAGUAUGAGAGAAAUGUUAACUGUCCCUAUCUCAGAUAUUUUAAUCAUGUAGUGGAUGAAAUAUCAGAACUUCUUAAGUUCAGUGAUGAUUUUUCACCAUCUGUAAUGUUCAAAACACUUAUAUUUUUGUCUCUCAAGUACUUCCUUUCUGAUUUUUUAAUUUUCCUUCCCCUGACAUCAGUCCUGCUCUUAAAAAGAAAAUUAAAGUUUACUGUACUAUGGUGCAAACUACAGGCUAAGCAUACUUUUUGUUUCAGUCUGUUAGGAGGUAU
Molecule: messenger RNA, 3767 nt
Organism: Pyrgilauda ruficollis (rufous-necked snowfinch)
Lineage: Eukaryota; Metazoa; Chordata; Aves; Passeriformes; Passeridae
Product: arg8-vasotocin receptor-like
Exons: 2
Coding region: 183-1298 (371 amino acids)
Biological process (GO): regulation of systemic arterial blood pressure by vasopressin; positive regulation of vasoconstriction; G protein-coupled receptor signaling pathway
Cellular component (GO): membrane
Molecular function (GO): peptide binding; vasopressin receptor activity
Source: RefSeq, a predicted model, not a curated record